Sarcophilus harrisii (Tasmanian devil) is the source of this 5411-nucleotide messenger RNA. It is a transcript of the gene SNX8, whose product is annotated as sorting nexin 8. Gene Ontology annotation, biological process: retrograde transport, endosome to Golgi. The transcript has 11 exons. Gene Ontology annotation, molecular function: phosphatidylinositol binding. Bases 119 to 1486 code for a protein of 455 amino acids. The record is from RefSeq and is a predicted model, not a curated record. NCBI's taxonomy places the organism in Eukaryota, Metazoa, Chordata, Mammalia, Dasyuromorphia, Dasyuridae.
CCGAAGUUCGGGAGCCGGAGCUGCCUCCUCAGUCCCCAGGCCGGGCCUCGGGGGAGGUCAGGGUGAGGGGGUCCCGGACCGGCUUCUGAGGAGGAAGUCACGUGGGGCCGGGGCUCACAUGACCGGCCGCGAGAUGGACCGGCAGCUUCCCGCUGAGGCGGCGGCGGCGGCGGCGAUUGGGGACCUCGAAACGGCAGAUUUGCCAAAACCUCAGGUAGUCCAACAGAAAGAGCCAGAUUCAUUUCGAAUGCAGAUGCCUCAAGGAAACCCGUUACUGCUAUCUUACACCCUUCAGGAGCUGCUGGCCAGAGACACUGUGCAGGUGGAGAUUAUUCCUGAGAAGAAGGGCCUCUUCCUGAAACAUGUGGAAUAUGAAGUUUCAAGCCUGCGCUUCAAGUCAUCCGUGUACAGAAGGUAUAAUGACUUUGUGGUCUUCCAUGAGAUACUGCUACAAAAGUUCCCCUAUCGAAUGGUGCCAGCACUUCCACCCAAGAGAAUGCUGGGAGCUGACAGAGAGUUCAUUGAGACUAGAAGGAGAGCUUUGAAACGCUUCAUUAACCUGGUGGCUCGACAUCCCCCUUUCUCAGACGAUGUGGUCCUGAAGCUGUUCCUCUCAUUCAGUGGCUCAGAUGUACAGAAUAAACUAAAGGAAUCAGUGCAAUGUGUUGGAGAUGAAUUCAUGAUUUGUAAACUGGCUACUCGAGCCAAGGACUUCCUCCCACCUGACAUCCAGGCACAAUUUGCUGCCAGUCGAGAACUGAUUAGAAAUAUCUAUAAUAGCUUCUACAAGCUUAGAGAUCGGGCUGAAAGGAUUGCAUCCCGAGCCAUUGACAAUGCUGCUGACCUCCUUAUAUUUGGGAAAGAAUUAAGUGCUUUAGGAUCUGAUACAACACCACUUCCCUCCUGGGCCACAAUGAAUAAUAGCACAUGGGGGACCCUAAAACAGGCCUUAAAAGGCCUUUCUGUUGAAUUUGCACUGCUGGCUGAUAAAGCUGCACAACAGGGUAAACAGGAAGAGAAUGAUGUGGUGGAGAAAUUGAAUCUUUUCUUGGAUUUGCUCCAGUCCUAUAAAGAUCUCUGUGAGAGACAUGAAAAGGGUGUGCUUCAUAAACACCAGCGAGCAUUGCACAAGUACAGCAUGAUGAAGAAGCAAAUGAUGAGUGCUACAGUACAGAAUAGAGAACCAGAGAGUGUGGAACAGCUGGAGUCCCGCAUUGUAGAGCAAGAAAAUGCAAUCCAAACAAUGGAACUCCGGAAUUAUUUCUCCUUAUACUGUCUACAUCAAGAGACCCAGCUUAUUCAUGUCUACCUGCCUCUCACUUCACACAUCUUAGGAGCCUUUGUCAACUCUCAGAUACAAGGCCACAAAGAGAUGAGUAAAGUUUGGAAUGAAUUGAAACCCAAGUUAAGCUGCCUCUUUGCGGGACCCAACAACAUGCCAACACCACCACGAUCACCGCAGGAGAGCAAUGUGUUUUCCCAUUAGUCCCUAGAGAGGACUACCUGCAGUGCUAGGAGUACCCUUCCAGCCUUACUAAAACAUAUCACCAAACUGUAUCAUUGUGUAUUUCCCUUAAAAAAUAGCUGCCAUUCGCUGGUGCUCACAGGUGUUUGGAACUGACUGGAAUUUGAGCAGAAGACUUCGAUUCAGUGGUAGGGAUGAGAUUCAGAUUUCAGUUUCCUAUCUUGUUCUCUACUCAUCUUUCUUCAUUUCAUAAUGUUCAGAGGCAAGAUUGAGAGACACUUUAGUGUAGGGUACUUUGGGGAGGAAAAAGAAUGCUCUUAGAGGCUAAGGGCUGAAAGACCACUCGUAGUGGUUGGUAAUUCCUUUUUCUCUUACUUACAUUCAUCUUUUCUUUCCACCACCAUGUUCCCCAAUAUAUACACUCUGAUUUCUUCUCUUGGCAGUGAGAAGCGGUAGAUAUAUUCUAUGAAAGGUAAUUCUCCAAGUCUCUAGGAAAGCCAAAAGAUUAAGGAUGACAUUCAUGUAAGUGAAGUUGUCUGGGAGUGAAUGUUAGUCCCUUGAAGACAGCUGUUUCAUCUUUUGAGGGGACAUAUAUAAUCAUUCAUUGGAUUUUUUGCUUUCUACAGGUCAGGAUUAACUGAACAGAUGAGUGGGGGCGAGAAGAGGGUGUAGUUCACAUGUAGCAGGUUUAUUUCAGUGCAUUCAUGCCUUUUGGUUGAAAUAAUGUUAAUUUUUUUUUCAAAAUAAGUUUUCAGUGAAAAGUCUAAAAAGUAAUUAUUUAAUGCUGUUGAAUACUCUUGAACAAAUUGCCUCACACUAGAACUUUUUCAGUUUCAAAAAGAGCGUGUGUGUGUGUGUGUGUGUGUGUGUGUGUAUGUACACGUGUACAGAAGAGGACCAUUUUGUUUAUGGGGAGAGGGUUAUUAGCUGGUAGGUACACAGUAUUGGUUUUCUUUUGGAGAAACUACAGUGUAUAUUCCAGGCAGCUAGAGACAAACACUAGGAAUCUUGGUAUAUUACUUAAAUUGAUUCAGAAUUUGGCAAGGCCUGUCAUAUUCUUUUUCCAUUCUUCCACUUUUACCCUCUUCUGUACCUAAUGGCAUGAUCUGUCUUAUUACACAAAGGUGGGACCAAAAUAUGUGGCAAAUUAAAGUGAACUAAUAGAAUAGAAUGUAAAAUGCUAGAAACUAAAAAGAUGCUUUUAUUUUGUUUGCUCAUAAUUGGAGAGUACAGAAUAUACCCAGUUUGAGAAGGGUGUGGUUAAGAUGAGAUGAAGAAAUCAGAGGAUCGUGAUUUUUAUUUCAGUUGUGCUUUAAAAUGUACUGGCCUUUACAAGAGAGAAUCUGUAUUCCUUGGGAAAAAAAGAAAACAACUAGCUAGUUUCCUAAUGGCACAACUCCUAGUUGAGGUAGUGGAACAUUCCUGCUAAUUUCAGUCCUUCCCUUCCUUAGCCAAGCUUUUACUCAAUGGGGUUUAUUGUGUAACUCUUCAGGUCUGUUUUCUACCUUGUGAUGAAGUGAGAGUUCUCAGAUAUCCUUUGGUGGAGACCUGUAGGGAUGGGGUGGUGUAAUUUUUUGCAUUUAUAUGCUACUAUUCCAAAUCUCUAGUAGAACAUCUCUGUGGAAUUGAAAAUGAACUGGACUUCUCCACAUUAGGGAUUUGGGAGUCUAUUUAAACUACCUUUCUCAUUCUUAUAAGGACAGAAAAAUUGGAAAAGGUUCUAAAUGGGCAGCGUGCAUUCUAAAAAUAUUGCCCUCCCAUGGAGUAUUUGUCAGGUUUCAAAGGAAAUUUUCUCUGCUAUUUUAAUGUUGUAUUCCGAUUUUCUCUUAAAUUUUAAAAUAUGUAGCAUGACAGAUUCUAGAAUAAAAAUAGGAGCCAUCUCUCUCUUGUUACAGGAGAAAAAAUCAGAAUAACCAAAAAUACUUGAUUUAUGCAGAUAAGCUAAUUCACUUUUCUGGCACAGGCAAAAUGAGGGCUUUUCUUUGUGGACUCAAAUGGCUACAUCAAGGGUCUGGUCUCAACACACAUUGUUAUAUUUGAUUCAUUCAAAAAGGAUAUGUGUGGAAGUGCAAGAUUUGUGAACUGUGUACUCCAUGUGGCAUGUCAGCACAUUCUUCAGAUGUUUGCUUUGCAUUCAUGAAGUAACUAAAGGCAUAAGGGUCACUUGGGAGAAAACAGUAAUGGCACCCGGACCUGUAACUUACUGCCCUAAGGUUCACUUCUAUUCUACUAGGAAAGCUGACCUUUACUUUUGUAAGUGAAUGUGACAUUUAAAACAGCAUAUGAUGGAAGGUGGUCUGUUUCUACUGUUGAACAGAUUUAUUCUUUGAAAAGAGAAGAUGCAGGGGUUUUAGUUAGAGCCUAAAAAUAGUAUUGAAGUUCUAUUUAGAGGAUUAUUGGUCUCUAACUAGAGUUGGCCAAGAGAGGGAUGGAGUCUUCUUUGCCUUCUAGAUUUCUGUCUGCCUACCAUACAUUACCCUUUUAUACAAAUAAGGCCUACACCCAAAUUGAGUGAAUCAAUACUUUUUUGUGUGUGUGCUGUGCCCUUUUGUAGUAUGAUUUGCUUAAGCCAUAUAACAUAAAAUUUAUUUGUACAAACCCCAUGGGGCCUUUUCCUUCCUGUCUACACAGCUGCAAACUGUGCUGAACACACCUUCACUGCUAUUACAUUGAAGUCUCUUGGGACCUUGAAGUUGCAUGUUAUCCUGCUGGCCUAGGACCUCAGUCUUUGUACAGAGCCUAGGAGAACAUGCCAUAGACUAGUCCAUUGUUAAGUGCAAAUUGUAAAGAGAUCCAGACCUAGCCUCCUUUUCCUGGAUGUUCUAAACAUAAUAAAAAACUGGAAUAGUUGGUUGAGGGGCGGGAAGUAGGUUUGAGAUCAUUGCAGAUUUAGUCAGUAUGUGCCUCCAUGAAAAGUAUAGAUAUCAAAUAGUAUUAAGAACUUUCAGUUGACAUGCAGGCCAGUCAUUAGUUAAGAGGGAGUUUAUGAGAGAUGUUUUAUAUAUAUAUAUAUAUAUAUAUAUUUUUUUUUUUUUACAUGUUACCCUAAUUUAAAACACUCACUUGAAGGAAAUGUACUACCAAAGAGUUUCUAAGGUUUUUUUCCUCCUCUUUUGUACUACUAAUGAUGCUUUUGGAGCUUGUAGUUAAUCAUGACAGUCAUGAGUUGAAUCAGAUGUGUAAGGACAUUAUUUUCUCAUCGUCUACCAAUAAUAGACUUUUUGAGGAACAAAACUCUUUAAGAUCCAAAGGACAAAUGGGUAAAGUGGACUCUUGUUCAAAAUUAGUCCUUCAGUUUUCAGAGAGAAGCUUGCAAUCCAUUCCAGCUGCCCUUUCUGGAGGCAUCUCUGCUGUGGAACUGACCAUGUUAAUAAGUAGAGCCAGAUUUCUGCUUGUCCCCCUCCUGAAGAAAAUUUCCAGUGUCAAGAGUUAAAAAAAUUAAUCCUCAUUCUUAAACAUAAUGGUUGUAUUUUAUUUAAAUAGGGACCUACUCUUUUUUGGAUUUUAUCUUUUCCUUAAUGAAUUCUUUAGGAAUAUUAUGAUUUAAAUAAUAGUGGAGGACUUUGUGGUGCAUCUUUUGGUACCUCACAUCCUAAUGGUAUCCCCUCAGUUUGGGGGGACUAUCCCAGGGAAAAAGAAUGAAGAAACUGACCUAAACUGCAGAAUAACAGGAUAGGUCAGGGAGCUUCCUUUUCAGCAUGAUUUUCUUACCCCUGAAUCAAUUAUUAUGAAAUCUUCCUGAGGACACAAUUGAUCUGAAAUUUGGGAAUCAACUUUGCCAUUUGAGUUCCUUGCUCAAACAGCCAAAAGCUCAUCAGCAAGUUCUGAGGGCCCAAUCCCUUCAAAGGAAAGACAUUGGUAAGCAGAGUAGCUUAAUGUCAUUGUCUAAAAAUCAUCAGCUUCACUGAAAAGUGAGUCAGAGUACAUUGUUCUCAAUAUGGGACUA